Molecule: messenger RNA, 790 nt
Organism: Acinonyx jubatus (cheetah)
Lineage: Eukaryota; Metazoa; Chordata; Mammalia; Carnivora; Felidae
Product: SEM1, 26S proteasome complex subunit
Exons: 1
Biological process (GO): proteasome assembly; mRNA export from nucleus; double-strand break repair via homologous recombination
Cellular component (GO): proteasome complex; proteasome regulatory particle, lid subcomplex
Source: RefSeq, a predicted model, not a curated record
GAAGUAUGACAGGUGGCCCCUGUUGGGGCUGCUAUACGUUUAGCAACACAUAAGAAACUUAGCAAAAUAAUUAAUAUAAUUCAAAACUUAAAUGCAUAUUCCCUUUCACCCAACAAUUUCACAUCUAACAUUUUAUUCCACCACUAUGCUCUCAUUUCUAUUCAAAGACCCUUGUACAAGGAAGUUCAUGAUGAUUUUGCUUGAAUAGAAAAAGAAUCCUAAAAUCAUAUAAUAAAGAGAGUUAAAUAUCUCAUGUCUUUAAGGUAGAGCCGGCCUCCUCACAGGCAGCAGUGGUGAGGGAAAGUGAGGAUUUCAACUUUGCCACUGGCCUGAGAGGUUUUUUUGGCAUGAAGGGUUGCAAUGUCAGAGAAAAAGCAGCUGGUGGACUUAGGUCUCUGGGAGGAGGACAACGAGUUCAGGGAGUUCCCCAAGGAAGACUGGGCUGGUUUAGAUGAAAAUGAAGAAGCAGAUGUCUAGGAAAAUAACUGGGAUUUUGACAAUGUAGAGGGUAACUUCUCCAAUCUGAUAUGAGGUAAAUCAGAGACACAUGGUUAUAAGAUGGAGACCUCAUAGCAUCUGGAAGUGUUGAAGCAACCUAAGCUUGAACUUGUUACUAAAUUCUAGGACAGAGAAUCUAGGAUGGGACACCUAAAAUAUGUUUAUUUCAUUACCUGCUUGGAUUUUUUAUUUUUGUUUUUGUAACACAAAACAUAAAUGUUUUGAUCUAAAAAAAAAAAGUUAAAUAAAUUAUGGUACAGCUAUGUAAUAAAAUACUACACAGCAGUAAAAG